Paramisgurnus dabryanus is the source of this 2267-nucleotide messenger RNA. RefSeq names its product solute carrier family 19 member 1 (gene slc19a1). Gene Ontology annotation, cellular component: basolateral plasma membrane; apical plasma membrane; plasma membrane. Gene Ontology annotation, molecular function: folic acid binding; folate:monoatomic anion antiporter activity. The record is from RefSeq and is a predicted model, not a curated record. Lineage: Eukaryota; Metazoa; Chordata; Actinopteri; Cypriniformes; Cobitidae. Gene Ontology annotation, biological process: folate transmembrane transport.
UUUCCGGUUUGCCGUUCUGUUAGCACGCUACUCAACGUCAGACACAGGGACAAUGUGGUAUCGGACACUCUUAACAAGAACGAAGUCCAGUUAGGUUGUACUUUUCAAUAAUUUACAGUACUUGAAUAACAAAUGUACAAAGGUGAAUGUUGACUUUUUUUUGCAUACUGAAGAUUAACUUUAUUAUAAUAAAAAGGUUUUCUCAACACUGUUGAUCUCUUAGUAAAUACUGGCUAGAGAAGCCAUCAGGUUGUCACGAGACUGUGACCUAUGUAAUACUGUCAAACCUUUUGCUAUUAGAAUUGAGGAUCAAAGUUCGUUUUGCACGUUUUUUUAUCAUUAGCUCGUAUAUAGACCAUCAAGUUCAUAGAGUGAAACGUAUUAUAGAACAUGGUGGAAGAAAGUACAUGCAGUGAAAGCAGUCAGGAUGGGAAGGAGCUGAGGACUGACAAAAACGAACAGACUGUGGAACAUAAUGCUCCAGAAUCGAUCAUCCUCGAAAAAAAAGAAGACCCGGAAGCCCAAACGCAAAAGUCCAGCACAUGGAUAUGGUCCGUUGUUUACCUUUGCUUCUAUGGCUUCAUGGUUCAGCUAAAGCCCGGAGAGCCGUUUAUCACACCAUACCUGCUCAGUACAGAGAAGAACUUCACUACAGUACAGGUCACCAAUGAAAUCAACCCUGUACUCUCAUAUUCCUAUAUGGCAGUGUUGGUGCCAGUAUUUCUGCUGACAGAUUACCUGCGCUAUAAACCUGUACUGAUUCUUCAGAGCUUGAGUCAUGUUUCCAUCUGGCUCUUGCUGCUUUUGGGCACAUCAUUGCUGGAAAUGCAGUUUAUGGAGUUUUUCUAUGGCAUCACCAUGGCUGCCCGUGUGGCUUACUCUUCUUACAUCUUCUCACUGGUGCCACCCACUGUAUACCAACGUGCAGCCGGCUACUCCCGCUCCUCUGUGCUCAUGGGAGUCUUCACAAGCUCUGUGUUAGGUCAGUUGUGUGUGUCAGUGGGUGGUGUGUCAUACAGGACGCUCAGUGCAGUAUCUCUGGGGUUUGUUACUUUUGGAUUGCUGCUGUCCUUCUGUCUGCCAUGGCCUAAACGCAGCCUGUUUUUUAACCGAACUCGCCUGGAGGCUGAAAGGAAGGAUGCAGCCCAGUCAGAACUGACCAAAAUGAAACCUUGUGAGAAGGAUGACAUUGUGACAGCCACUCCUUCCUGGAGGACUUCUGUAUUUAUUCAGAUGCUGAAAGAGUUAAGGAAUGUCGUGAAAGUACCUAGUUUAAGGCUGUGGAGUUUGUGGUGGGUGUUUAACUCCACUGGUUACUACUUGGUUGUGUUUUAUGUGCACAUUCUGUGGAAUAAAGUGUAUCCUGCCAUAGAGAAAAAGCAUGUCUACAAUGGAGCUGUUGAAGCUGCCUCUACAUUAUUAGGUGCAGUUGCAUCCUUCAUAGCAGGCUAUGUAAAAAUAAGAUGGAAUCUUUGGGCCGAGCUGGUGAUUGGAUUUAUAACUGCAGCCCAGGCCGGUCUACUCCUCCUCAUGGGCACAACUGAUAAUAUCUGGGUUUGCUAUGUGGCAUACGCCAUGUUUAAAGGUUUCUACCAGUUCUUGGUUCCUAUUGCCAUUUUUCAGAUUGCAUCCUCUCUCGAUAAAGCAUUGUGUGCUUUAGUAUUUGGAGUUAAUACUUUUCUUGGGACAAUUCUUAAGACAAUCAUCACCAUCAUUGUAGUAGAUAAAAGGGGAUUGGCCUUGAAUGUUCAUUCUCAGUUUUUUGUUUAUUUUUUUUACUUUACCUUGUUGACACUGAUUUAUCUAUGCUGUGGUGCCUGGGUCAUCACACGUCAUUACCGCCAUCAGAGAGCAGCGGCGGGGCAAACAGAAUUGCCCAUGGCCGCUGACUCAGUCCUACAGCAGUAGCUGCUGGUGAGGCGCAUAAUGGAACCAGUAUUAGGCAUGAGAUUUUAAUGAACUCCACAGGGGUAUUUUCCUUAUUUUGACCAAUUUAAAAUCUCUUACAAAAAUGAUUAUUAUUAGUUUAAGUAGUGUUGGUUUUAUUGUUUAUUUUAUGUUAAUCCUGUUGUUAGAGGUUUAACAACAAGUUUAUCUUACAGAUCACCAUAAACUAAAAGUGUAUUAACAAAAUCAUACCAUAGAAUGGUAUGUCAAAGGAAAAUCUCAGAAUAAGCUCUUUUCUACUGAUUGUUCUUGGUUUAAUUGUCUCUCAUUUAAAAGGUAGUCUUUACUAGAGAAAUAAAGAUUGCAAGUUUAAAAAAAGA